Molecule: messenger RNA, 555 nt
Organism: Phycomyces blakesleeanus NRRL 1555(-)
Lineage: Eukaryota; Fungi; Mucoromycota; Mucoromycetes; Mucorales; Phycomycetaceae
Exons: 2
Biological process (GO): cleavage in ITS2 between 5.8S rRNA and LSU-rRNA of tricistronic rRNA transcript (SSU-rRNA, 5.8S rRNA, LSU-rRNA)
Cellular component (GO): nucleus
Molecular function (GO): polynucleotide 5'-hydroxyl-kinase activity
Source: RefSeq, a predicted model, not a curated record
AUGUCUUGGGAUAACGAGAUUGAUCAACUGAUUCACCGCUCUAGUCUGGACCAUAAGCCAAUUAUAUCAUUAGUUUGCGGAAGCAAGAACCUGGGCAAAUCCUCACUGUCUAGGCAUCUUGUCAAUCGUUUGUUAAACAACUAUAAACGGGUUGCUUUUAUAGAAACUGAUGUAGGUCAAACAGAAUUCACUCCUUCUGGAAUGGUUUCUCUUCAUAUCCUCAGUUCUCCUAUUCUCGGUCCUCCUUUUACUCAUCAGAAUACUACACCGGUCCGAAGCUUUUUUAUCGGCUCAUCAUCAGCCCAAAAGGAUCCUGCUUAUUAUCUCGAAUGUAUUGAAGAAUUGAUGGCCACAUGGAAGUUUGAAUGCAACAAUAGCCAUACAAAUAUGGAUGAUGACGAUAACGAUGACGAUAAUGAUGACGAUAAUAGUGGGAUAAUCCCACUUGUGUUUAAUACUCACGGUUGGAUCAAGGGUCUUGGUUAUGAUCUCCUUCUCAGCAUUACCAAAAAGGUUCAACCAACAGAUGUGUUUGCAUUUUAUUCGCGCCAAAAC